CUCGCCAUCCCGCACGAAUCCACAACGGUUUGUUGGAGGGAGCUUACCUGCGCCUACGCUACAGAUACGAAUUGCCAUUUUAUCCCAUUCUCCAGAUCCAGCACCUCCAAAUUCCUUCGCCCGAUCAAUAACCGCUCUACUUGCGACGCCCUCAUACCAGCUGUUCACUGCUCAAUCGCGUGCAUUGAAUCAUCCUCUCCCUUCGUCCAAUCAUUCCUCUCUUUCAGCGAAUCGGCAAGCUACUCGCUCACUCUCCAUCUUCGAUCCCUACCUUACAUUUCCCCUCACGGACGAACAAUACUUCUCUCCUCCCACCGCGCCGCUGUGGUACCGCAGUACUAUCGCCGGGUUUCUGUUGUCGGUUCCCAAUACUUUGACUGUCAUUCAAUCUAUAAGCUACUGUCAAUGUCCUCAACAAUACAACCUCGUCCGGAAUGCUUUUACGACUCCCUAAGAAUCUCCACUACCCUCUUACGCUCACCAAAGUCGAGAAGCGAGUAGGCGAAUAUGUUACCCGCAACGAUGACUUAUUCCUCUAUUCCUACACGACCAAAGUGAAAGAGGGCAGUCGCUAUGGCGACGAAGAAGAAGAGGUUGAGAGGAAGUUUGUCACACAUUUUCCCAGCACUCUCGAAGGUACAAUCAAGGGAUGGAGGGUGUGGGAAGGCGAUGUCUUGACACAUCCGUGAGUGUUUCGAGGAACACGCGCUAUCCGGUUGCUGACGCGCGCAGUAUUGAUAUAUGUGAAAUUGAAGAGGAGUGUCCACAUGAAAUGCAAUACCUAGGCAUGUGUACAAACUGCGGCAAGGAUAUGACCACUGUUCAAGCAGGCAGCGACACCACGGACGCCGAUCGCGCACCCAUCCGCAUGACCCACGACACUCCGCAUUUGACUAUCAGCAAAGAGGAGGCAGGCAAGAUCGAUGAAGAAGCAAAACACCGUCUGUUGUCCUCCCGGAAGCUCUCACUGGUGGUCGAUCUGGAUCAGACUAUCAUCCACGCCGCGGUCGAUCCCACAAUAGCGGAAUGGAUGAAAGAUAAAGACAAUCCUAAUUAUGAAGCUGUCAAGGACGUCCGCUCAUUCCAGCUCGUGGAUGACGGGCCGGGCAUGCGAGGUUGUUGGUACUAUAUCAAGCUAAGACCCGGUCUCGAGGAUUUCCUUGACCAUAUCUCACAACUCUACGAGCUGCAUAUCUACACAAUGGGUACGCGACAAUAUGCCCAACAGGUCGCCAACAUUGUUGACCCUCAUCGCAAGUACUUUGGCGACCGUAUUCUUAGCCGAGACGAAAGCGGAAGUAUGGUCGCAAAGAAUCUCGAAAGACUAUUCCCGGUCGACACCAAAAUGGUGGUCAUCAUCGAUGAUAGAGGCGAUGUAUGGAAGUGGAGUGCCAACUUGAUUCGUGUUACUCCCUUUGAUUUCUUCGUGGGAAUUGGUGACAUCAACUCUAGCUUCCUGCCCAAGAAACAAGAAAUCCAGAGCACGCCAAAGGCGGAAGUAAAAGAGCCCAUUGAAAAUGGCGCAGAAAACAAAGUAAACGGAGAUCAAGAAUCCAACGGCCUUGCUGAGGACGGGACUUCUAGCCUUCAGGAAGGAACAUCUGCCUUGGAACAGCUUAUGGCAAUGAGCGGCAGUGAUGAUCCGGCGGUUCGAGAAUUGCAGACGAAAGGACAGGAGGAGCUCAUCCAUUCGCAACUGGAAGACAAACCUCUUCUCAAGAUGCAACUAGAGUUGGACGAGAAAGACGAAGCUGACGCAGCCGUCAAUGGCGAUACAGCUGGACCGCAAUCCACCGAAUCUGAUUCCAGCGAGUCAUCGGAAUCGUCAGAAACAGGCGCGGCCACACCCAAACAUAAACCGCGCCACAGCAUCCUAAGAAAUGAUGAUGAAGAGCUAGUACAUCUGGAGUCCAGCCUAACUACAGUACAUUCAGCAUUCUUCGCGGAGUAUGAUCGAAAGCGGCUGGGUGGCAAGGGGGGUCGAGUGGCCGAAUUGAUCGGAAAGAGAAAAGCACCUCUGCCUCAUGGCGAUGACGACCAAGGGAACUCUGUGGACUUGAUGUUCGUGCCCGACAUCAAGAAAGUCAUGCCUGCCAUGAAGAUGAAGGUCUUUUCCGGCGUGAUUAUUGUGUUCAGUGGGGUGCUGCCCCUGGGGACCGAUAUCCAAAGUGCCGACAUAAGCACAUGGGCAAAGACCUUCGGAGCAAGAAUAACAGACAAAGUUUCUCGAGAAGUCACUCAUGUUGUUGCCGCACGGCCCGGAACUGCCAAGGUCAAGCAAGCCGUAAAGCGUGGAAUCAAGGUGGUGGGUACUCCUUGGUUGAUCGAGUCGAUGCAGCAAUGGCGGAGACUUGAUGAAAAACCAUAUCUGCUAGAAGGCGCCGGAAAACAGAGACAUGAAACAUUAAGCGAGGCGGCCGAUCUUCUGGAUAAGUCCAACGCUGGUGCGAGCGACCUCCUGAGCUCUUCCGAAGGUGAGUCCACGGGUCGAGACACAGAAGAUGAUCAGCCAGCAAGAAAGAAAUUGAAGUUGGACAUCAAGAGGGACAAGAAUCCCGAAGACGAAGAAGAUGACGAGUUGAUCGACGAUGGCAGCCCAAUCACCAUCAAUCAAGAUGAGUGGGCGGAUAUUGACGCCGAGUUGAAGGAGUUCAUGGGCAGUGAUGCAGAGAGUGAGAGCGACACCGAUUCCGUUAGUUCAGCACUGAGCUUUCGGGAACGUCGCGCCGGGAAGAGAGGGCGUGACGAAGACCAUGAAGAUGAACAGACUGUUGGUGCUGCAGACCGCUCUCAACCCGCAAAGAGGAGUGGAGCUGGCAGUGCUCUGAAGACAGUCGCAAAUAUGAGCAGUGAGCGAGGUACGGACGGCAGCAAUACACCGAACACGGAGCAAAGAGAUGAGCAAAUCAGAGAAGAACAACGAGAAGUCGAGGCAGCACAGGAACGUGAGGAGGAGGAAGUCGAAGACUCUGAUGACGAGUUGGCCCGAGAAUUGGAGCGGGAACUUGAAGAGGCUGACGCUGAAGAAGAGUUAUAGGCCCAAGGAAGAUGAAUGAUGGUACUCAAUGGCUUGCUUAUAUAGCACGAGCCUCUGGAAUCCUGUUCUGUGCGAUGUCAUUGAAAUACAAAUUUGUUGGUCAGCAUAGCGAGGCGUCUGGACGAGCACGUGCUCAAUGCAUACAUUCAGGAUAUCACCAUAGCACAGCAAAGCAUGUCAUAUAGCAUGCAAGGGCUGCCCAAGACCACGAGUACGAAUGAGCAAUGAAGAAGAUGCCACAACAUGUUGCUGUGUCUGGUCAAUGCCACCAUGAUCUGUUUUCUCCCUUCUAUUGUUGGCGUCCAAUUGCACCGGCAAAAUAUUAUUCCGUCCGUC
Messenger RNA from Exophiala xenobiotica, 3373 nucleotides. RefSeq lists its product as hypothetical. NCBI's taxonomy places the organism in Eukaryota, Fungi, Ascomycota, Eurotiomycetes, Chaetothyriales, Herpotrichiellaceae. Gene Ontology annotation, cellular component: nucleus. The transcript is spliced from 2 exons. Bases 650 to 3037 code for a protein of 795 amino acids. Gene Ontology annotation, molecular function: RNA polymerase II CTD heptapeptide repeat phosphatase activity. The record is from RefSeq and is a predicted model, not a curated record.